This is a messenger RNA of Gloeophyllum trabeum ATCC 11539, 1833 nucleotides long. RefSeq lists its product as uncharacterized. The coding region runs from base 1 to 1833 and encodes 610 amino acids. The transcript has 13 exons. NCBI's taxonomy places the organism in Eukaryota, Fungi, Basidiomycota, Agaricomycetes, Gloeophyllales, Gloeophyllaceae. The record is from RefSeq and is a predicted model, not a curated record.
AUGUUGGCUUUGGAUGCGGCUGGAAGUAUGCGAUUGGCACAGGAGUCGUCGCUCUCACCUGCCUCGUCGGACUUCGUCAUACGGAGGGACAAGAGUCUGCCAAAGUCUAUUAUCACGGACUUCAACGGUUCACAGACUACAGUAGUCAAUACUGAAGCGGAGCACACGUCUUCCCAACAGGAGCUGAGCGUCCCGACUAUAACAGUACCAGCGAGUGAACGGGUAUGCCCUAGCGCAACGUUGAACCCUAUAAGCUCGAAGGAGGUGUGCCGCUAUCACCGUGGGUCCCUCAUGGCAAAGAGGGAGUCAGAGUACAAGGUCGAGAUUCUGUGCGUGGCCCAGGGGACCAACUUGCGAGUGAUUUCACAUGAGCGACAAACCCCAUCAUUUGGUGGCACUUGCCUUCCGUCUGGUUGGGAGCCAUACACGCAUCCUGAGGGAGCGUUAUAUUUCUUUCACAAAGAGCAGCGCGUAUAUACUGACGCAAAUAUCUAUGACCGCGAAUACGCAGAUACUAUAUCGGAGUUGACGUGCUGUCUGACACGGAAGAUAGAAGAGACCCGUCAGAUGGGCGUGGAUAUACCCGAAGACUACGAGACGGUGCUAGAGCCUCCAAAGGCGGACGAUCCUUCUGAAGACUGGGGGUACUACUUUGUUGACCAUGUGUCGCAGUCACUCUUCUGGACCGACUCUUACCAUCCGGAUGAGUGGCUCCGAGAAAUAGCAGGAGAGACCAACAGACAACACCUGCAGCUCGAGCUUGGGAGUUGUUACUGGUAUCACGUGGAAUUGUACCCCCACCCUCGAGAAGUUUCAGAAGAGCACAUCAAGGAAGUGCAGGCAAUCUUAUUACAUGCCAGCAUCGAUUCAUUGACGUCCCUCUCGUCCACUUCGCCGUAUCCCAGUGAAGAUACGCAGAAGAUGCUGACUUUGGUAUCGAAAGCGAAGGAACUCGGGAACUCGAACGGAUACACUGCUUGCGUCGUGGGUAGGCUGAUGAGCGUGUUAGCGCAUGAACGGUUUCUUAAUUUCCACGGACAACUCAUUGCUCGCCUGAGCCGAGAUCAUGCAGUUUACGAAGAGGAAAAACGUGGACGUUCAUGGCUGUUAGCCGUGCUAUCGCCGUUACUCUUCAACGGUCCACGGUUCCAUCUCAAGACGCUGGAUGAAAUCUGGGUCGACCAUAUAAUAAACUACCAGUGCUGGGCCCGCCUGAUCCGGAGAUUGCAGGACGAGUGGCAGCUCAUAUCUAUAACGUCCACGGUGAUGGUCACUGUGAACGUUGGAUUCCUGGCGAUCCAGAGCGUCGAUAGGGCGGGCGACACCCGCUCGACCGCGCAGCUUACUGGGUACCUGUCCGCCGUGCUCAGUAUCGCUAGCAUCAUCGCCGGGCUGAUCCUCUCGAGGCAGCACAGAGCGCUCAAGCAGAACGAAGCGACGAUCGCGCAAGCAUACUUGUGGAGCAAGCACAGCGAGCGCUGGGGCCUGGAAGUGCUGGCCAUCAUGUACAGCCUGCCGUAUGCGCUCCUCAUAACGUGCGCGUUUUGCGUGGCACUGACGUGCCAGUACUUCGCGUUCAAUCCGAGCAUCGACACGGCCAGCGUUGCGGGCCGCCUGGGCGUCGGGCUGGCGUGGCUGUUCGUGCUGGUGCUCACCGCGUGGGUCGUGCUGGAGAACUGGGAAGGCACGGAAGGCCACUCGGUGCGGGAGCACGUCGUUGACUUUGUCGAUCACGCACGGGUGAGAGCGGCUGGCGCUAUGGCUUUUGUGAGGGACCGGCUACGGGGACGCUACGAGCAGCAUUCACUGCUCCCGCUCCAUCGGUCUGCGUAA